UGCUACUGGCACAGCAGACCAACAUUUCAUUAAUUGGUGUACGGGACGGGAGCAAUCGUCUCAAGUCAUAACUAACUAGCGCUCCAAGGUUGUUGGAUCGAGCAAAGGAAUUUGAAAUGAAAUGUUAAAAUCCAGGGACUAAACUGCUCACAGGAGGACACGGCUGUAGAAGGACAUAGCACUCUCUAAGAUUAUUUGCUGAUGCUGAAAAGUUCCUUCUAAAGUCAUCACAGCCAUGGAUCAAUGUUGGAUGCUAACGCUUGUAUUAGUUACCUACUUCUGCUUAUUUGAGUCUGCAUCAACUGAAAAGAUUGGAAAUAUCGCUACUUACAAGACAUCGUCCUUCCAAAACCCAGACAGCAAUGGCGAACUGAAUCAUGUUCUUCUUCAUAACACCUUGGGCAAUGUGUACGUAGGGGCGGUUAAUACAAUCUAUCGUCUUGACAAUAAUUUAGAACAUCAGAAGAACGCCAGUAUAUUGCCCACUUGCGAAGAUGAACGGAAUUGUGUAAAUCACAAUGAAAUACUCUUUGUUGAACCUUUGCGGAAUGCACUGAUUACUUGUGGGAGCUACACUGGGCAAUGUCAGCUGAGACAUAUAGAGGAAUUGACGGUUACCGCUGAGAUUGAUAAUUAUGUAGCAUCAAAUGAAGACAAGACAACAAUUGGCCUCUUGGCACCGGGACCUGGGAACAUAGACUGGUUGUAUGUUGCUGCUACAUUUAUAAGUGCUUUUCCCAAAAAUAAUAUUCCUCCAGUAUCGAGGAGAACUUUGGAUCCGGCAGUACCAGAUGCACUACUACUGUUAGCAAGAAAAGACGAUGAUACAGUCAAUUUCAAUAACCGCUAUAAGACUGACCCUUUUGACAUAACUUAUGUGUAUGGCUUUUCAUCUAGCGGUUUUGUUUAUUAUGUCACUCAUCAAAAUGACUUGUCCAAAGUGGUACGGGUUUGUCACAAUGCUGAUAGGCCAGUGUCGACCCGUCCAGACUUGGAUGCCUAUACAGAGAUUACCAUACAAUGUGGCCAAGGAUCGAGUGUGUAUCCCUUAGCCCAAGCAGCUUAUGUUGGACCAGCAGGACCCAACAUCGCUACGUCAUUGGGAAAAGAUUCAAGUGACUUGAUGUUGUACGCAGUCUUCACCAAGGAGAACAACUCAGCUCUCUGUAUGUUCAGUAUGAGCGACAUAGAAGGUGCAUUUCUUGCUACUGUUGGUAACUGCAUUAGGGGACCUGGGGGUAUCAGUGUCACCCAUCUGGAAGGAAAUAAAUGUGAUUCCACUAAUGUUCCAGAGAUCACUCCAUAUCUCUGUGACACCAGUGAUCUGUAUCAAUACGCAGAUAAUCCUAAUGCAGUUGAAGCCACACUGUUACUUGAGCAAGCAGGGACUAUGAUGUCAUCAAUAGCUACAAGCAUUGAGAUGAACUAUACCAUUGCUUUCAUUGGAACUUCAAGUGGAGAUCUUCUUAAGGUGCAUAUCGAGAGUGGAACAUCAGCUCGGUAUUAUGAGAGAAUUGAUCUUGGAGAUGCCCCAGUUCUGAGAGACAUUUCAUUCGAUGACACAAAGCAAGAGAUAAACAUACUCACCGAACAACAGCUUCUGAAACUUAAAGUGGAAAGUUGCGGCCAGUACCCAACGUGCCAGACCUGCAUAGGGAUGCCAGACAGCGACCCGUACUGUGGAUGGUGCACACUGGAGAACAAAUGCUCCAGACAGGAUGACUGUAAACUGGCAGAGGAAACCCGGCGGUGGCUCUCGUACAAUGUGGUUCAGUGUGUCGAGAUCAGUGCCAUAACUCCCUUCAGGAGCUUACCAAUCACAGAACCACAAAGAGAGAUCACACUGACUGUAGAGCAGCUACCUGUGCUUCAAGAUGGCCAGACAUAUAGCUGUCAAUUCAAUGAUCUCCAACGAACUCAAGGGACGACGGUUGGAGAUACUGUCGCCUGCAGCAUACCUGAAAUAAAUGCUCGACCACCAAUUCCUGCAUUAGAGGACAAUGUUAAAAUGACACUGAGCGUUUAUUCAGCAGAGACUUCAAUGAAUUUUGUUUUUGUGGACUUCAACUUCUAUGACUGUACUCGACAUCAAAAGUGCGGUGAGUGUGUUGAAAGCUUUUGGGACUGUGAUUGGUGUGUAUUUGACAAUAAAUGCACCCACCGUAGCAGUGAGUGCAGAGCUGCAGAAACCAUCGUCACUGGAAACAAUAGUACGGCUGUUGGCGAAAACCGAGGACCAGAAUUCUGCCCUCAGAUUCAACCCCAGGGUGGAGAGGUUCUUGUUCCAGUCGGCAUUUCAAGACAAAUAGCCGUCAAUGUCUCCAACUUGCCAGAGACUGACAUGAUCAUCUACAAGUGUUCCUUAUUAGUAGAAGAUGUACCACAGUCAGUCGGGGCAAAAAAAGUAUCAGAAAAUGUCAUCGAAUGUAAUAGUAAAGCGUACACCUAUAAAGCAGACGACAUGAAUGAGUUGAUUGCCCAGUUGUCCAUCAGUUGGAAUGGUACCAGGGAAUUUGAUGAUUUCAACAUAUUUAAUGUUACACUGUACAAAUGCGAUGUAGACCGGCAGGAUUGUAGUCGAUGUUUGGCAGUGGAGACAGCAAGACCUGAGCUUGAAUGUCGUUGGUGUGGUACGCAAUGUUCACACAUUGACAGUACAAUGUGUUUAAGUAGUGCUUUAGCACCAGGUAGUCAGUGUCCAGCACCUGAGCUUGAAAAGGUUUUUCCAGAAACUGGGCCAUUGGAAGGCAAUACUGUCAUUGCAGUAACGGGUACCAACAUUGGUCAGCGAUUUCAAGAUGUCCGAAGUGUUAUGGUUGGCCAACAGGCAUGUAACCUGACUGGACUGGAAGAUCAGUAUAUCACUGGUCGAAGUGUGAGCUGUCUGACUGCUUCAAUGAGCCCUGACAUUGAGCAGACUAUUACCAUCGCAGUGGCUCCGGUAGACGGGGGUGCAGACCUUGCAAGCACGGGAACGGUGACGUUUAAUUACAGGAAUCCUGAAAUAACGAGCUUUGAGCCGGUGGUUGGACCAGCUGCUGGGGGUACUCGGAUUAAGAUCAUGGGCCAACAUAUGAAUACCGGCAGAGACAUCACAGCUAUGAUUGAUACAAACGUAGCAUGUGACGUAAUAACUAAAAACAACUCCCAGAUUGUGUGCCAUAGUGCAAAUUCGACAGUGGGCAGAAGUGGUUUGAUCUCUGUGACAUUUGACGGAGCGGAGAGGAACUCGCAGGAGAGCUUCACCUAUCAACCUAAUCCAACGGUUUCUGCCAUACAGCCUCAAAAAAGUGUUGAAUCAGGUGGACGUUUAGUGAAUGUGACAGGUGUGCAUUUCGAGCAGAUUCAGUCGCCAAUGAUCGUAAUGAGUGCAGAUGGUGAAACUUUCAAAGAAGACUGCACUAUGGAUACAGACACUCUGAUGAUGUGCAAAACCCCCAAUGUGAUCUCAGCAUUUAACGGAUCAAGGAGUGCUGCAGACACCGAGAGUCAAGAUGCUGGAUUCACAGUGGGUUUCAUACUGGCCAACUUAUUCAUCGAGCUAGACACGUUUACUUAUGUCAAAGACCCAGUAUUUUACCGAUUUGAAGGAGAUGGUAACAUCCAGGACUUGGAGGGAUCUAAACUACAAAUACAGGGGGAGAGACUGGAUGAUGCACUGACUGAAUCCGAAGUGAAGGUGUUUGUUGGUAGUGAGAAGUGUACAGUAGAUGUCUUGGCAAACUCCAUCUUAACAUGUACACCACCCAAGAAUCAACCUCGACCCAUAGACUUUAGAAGUAAAACAGAGACCAGUAACUUACUACCAACUGUAUAUGUCCUAUAUGGUGAGGAACAAGUCUUGAUUGGCUAUGUGAGAUAUAAUACAGAACUUAACCUGGGUCUGUUUAUUGGCAUUGCUGCUGCAGUGCUACUCCUACCAAUCGUUGCGGUUGCAAUAUUCCUGUGGCGCAAACUACGAGGUUCUCGGAAGGAGAUUGGGGAGAUUCUGCUCCAGAUGGAUGAUCUAGAGAAAGGAAUGGCUGAGGAUCUUAGAAUAGCCUUUGCUGAGCUACAAACCAAUGUAACGGAUUUAACCCAUGAUCUAGCUGGUACUGGUAUGCCAUUUGUCAGCCACCGACAGUACGCUACCAACAUGUUAUUCACUGGUCUUGACAUCCAACCUACGACCUCUGACCCAGAGAAUCCUGAAGAGAGGACGGAGAGGGCCAUGGUACAGUUCAAUAAACUACUUGUCAACAAAACCUUCUUGCUAGCCUUCAUUCAAGCCUUGGAUGAUGAUAAAAAGAUCACUGUAAAAGACAAGUCAACUAUAGCAUCCCUUCUGACGGUUAUUAUGAUGCUGGAGAACAAAUUGGGAUAUCUAACUGACAUCAUGAUAACGCUGAUGUCAAAUCAAGUAGGGGAGGCUGUAGAUAAUAACAGACCAAAGCAGCUGUUCAGAAGAACGGAGAGUAUUGUUGAGAAGCUUCUGUCCAAUUGGAUCGCACUGUGUCUUUAUGAUCAACUUCAGGACCGCACAGCGUUCCCCCUCUUCCUUCUCUACAGUGGAAUAAAGGUCCAGACAGAGAAAGGGCCAGUCGAUGCUGUUACUCGGCAAGCUCAUUUCUCACUCAGUGAGGAACGUCUUCUGAGAGGAAGUGUUGACUUCAAGGAGAUGACAUUGAAAGUUGUAGUGGACAGUGAAGAUGGAGAGAAGAAGGAGGUACGAGUGAUGGAUGUAGACGCAAUCCCACAGGUCAAAGAGAAGAUUCUAGACUCAAUGUAUCGCAACAAACCUUACUCUAAUCGACAGAGAGCAUCUACAGUCAACCUUGAAUGGCGGCAGGGCAGAUCUGGUCGUCUGGUCUUGCAAGAUGCAGCCCUUCCUCAAAUGGCACUCGGAGAUGACAAGCAGACUGAGAACUUGCAGAAACUCAACACACUCAAAGAACUUGGGAUUCCAGAUAACUCACUCAUGGCGCUUGUCCCCAAAGAGACGCUCCAUACCUCCAUCAAUGAAGCUACCUCAGGUUAUGGACCAAAUGACGCAAACGUGUUUCCUCGAGAUACUGAACAGGAAAAUGGUACAGUCCUCUGGCAUUUGGAAAAACCUCAAGAUGAUGUUGAGGAGUCUGAGAAGCAGAAGAAGAAACGGCAGAAGGAACUAGCUCUGACUGGAAACAAGAAGAGCAGAGAUAUUACGUUCCCUCGUCUGCUCACCAUGAAGGGUAUCAUCCAGGACUAUGUAGAUAACAUGUUCCAGGCUAUUCUGACUGUAGAGAGCACCCCGAUGGCCAUCAAGUAUCUCUUUGAUUUCUUUGAUAGUCAAGCGAGUCGUCAUGAUAUGGAAGACCCAGAUAUUGUACAUAUCUGGAAGAGUAACACGUUUCCGUUGCGUUUUUGGGUAAGCAGUAUCACCCAUCCAAACUACAUCUUUGACAUCCGACCUACACCAUCUGUUGAGUCAAGCCUAGGGGUCGUAGGUCAAGCCUUCUAUGAUGCAUGUAACAAAUCUGACCAUCAGCUUGGAUGGGAAUCCUCAGUCAAUAAGCUUUUGUAUAACCGUGAAGUAACUAGAUACCGUGGUCAGGUUGAGUCCUACUACCAAGGCAUUGCAGACAUGGAGAGGAUUGAGACCAGCGACCUGCAGAGGGAGUUUGAUAAGACGUGUCAGAACUUUACAGGUUUGUUCAGCAAACUCAGUACCUUGCUGCAGCUUUACGAGUUCACCAAUCGCAACAAAGAUUUGCUUCUCAGGGCCAUGGAAGAGGAUGACAUCUGUGAGCAAGAGAAUCUUUCCUACGAGCUUGAACAAGUGGACACUAUCCUACAAGAUGAGUAAGAGGACAAUUCCCACUAGCCACUGGCUGUGUAGGUUUUCCUACGACAUCAUCAUCACCUCAUGCACGUUUGUUCGUCACAUUUUUAGCACUAUGACAUUUUCAGUACUUUGUAAGCUAUCUGUUAUUACUUACAUUUGGUGCACAGAUAUCGAGUGAAUAUACCUUUAUCACGGUGUGGUCAUCUUGAUUUUACUCCAUUCCAACUCAUUGUAACCAAAUUGAGGCUGGACGAAAUAAUAGUCUGGUGUCAGCAUGCGCGAUGAAUGUUAGCAUUAAUUACUGCUAUUGGAAACAGGGAACAUGACCAAGAUGGUGACAGCAUGAUAAAUGUCUAUACACCUUGUACAUGUAUAUGUAUGUAUUUUCUAAAAGAAAUUAUUGUAUUUGUACUUGACACUUUAUAAAGCACCUGUGACCUUUUUAACAAAAGUAUUUUAUGCAAUGUAAAGUUUAUUAUUACUAAUAUUAUUUUAUUACAUUUUAUUACUACUGUAAUUGUUGUUGUUAUUAUGCAUCUAUAAUAUAUAUUGACCAAGAGAAUCUUGUCUUUGACAAAUGAUAACCAAUAAUGACCAACUGGUGUGAAGCUUGUCAGCUCAUUGCCUUCAACUCAGUUCAAGUUACCUCACCGAAUGUUUGACUGCCAUAAAUUGCCGUUUACUUAUUAUUGUGGAGCGGUCUGAUAGUCUAAUGCACUGCAAUCCAGUCUGGGUAUCAUCCUUUUCAUGUCGCAUUGUGCUGUUGUCUUUGGAUGUGAAAAUCACUCACUAUGUGCUCCACUUUCUAGAAAGUUCUAGAACUUAUUAUAGUUCAAGUUAUAAUGAAUUAGAAUAACAGUAGAACUUAUUGUUCUAGUUAUAAUGAAUUAGAAUGAAAGUUAGCUUGAUGUACUGUAUAAAUAUUUACUACUUUUAUUUUUAGUGUACGAUAUGUCACAAGAAUGUUUACUUAAAGUUGUUAUUAAUCUGUGUUUUACUUACAAAUCCGCAAGGAACUCGAGUUUGAAAUUAAGUGGUUUGUGGAUUGCAGGGUAUAAAGUAUUGACCAUCAGCCAAAACAAAUGGUUUUCUUGAUUACAUGACUUCAUAAAUUAAUUAAUUAUUUCAUUUAUGAGGCAUCCUUGGCUGAUAAAUUCUGAAAAAAAUUAUGACUUUGAAGUUUCGUUAACUUUAAACCAGAAGCUGUUUUUCUCUUGCCAAUAUAA
Messenger RNA from Asterias rubens (European starfish), 7029 nucleotides. RefSeq names its product plexin-A4-like. The coding region runs from base 236 to 5824 and encodes 1862 amino acids. The transcript is spliced from 37 exons. Gene Ontology annotation, biological process: regulation of cell shape; positive regulation of axonogenesis; semaphorin-plexin signaling pathway involved in axon guidance. The record is from RefSeq and is a predicted model, not a curated record. Lineage: Eukaryota; Metazoa; Echinodermata; Asteroidea; Forcipulatida; Asteriidae. Gene Ontology annotation, cellular component: semaphorin receptor complex. Gene Ontology annotation, molecular function: protein binding; semaphorin receptor activity.